Glycine soja is the source of this 1398-nucleotide messenger RNA. RefSeq names its product peroxidase E5-like. NCBI's taxonomy places the organism in Eukaryota, Viridiplantae, Streptophyta, Magnoliopsida, Fabales, Fabaceae. The transcript is spliced from 4 exons. Gene Ontology annotation, molecular function: peroxidase activity; heme binding. The coding region runs from base 94 to 1146 and encodes 350 amino acids. Gene Ontology annotation, biological process: hydrogen peroxide catabolic process; response to oxidative stress. The record is from RefSeq and is a predicted model, not a curated record.
GGCAAGUUAUGUGGUGAGUUUCAUAGCAGCAACAUACACAAACACAAACACAAACACACGUGUCGAGUGAAUUCAAAUCAAUUUAGGCAGAAAAUGAGGUGUUUUGGUUUUAUAGUGAUAGGUCUAGUGGCUGUGCUUGGAGGGUUACCCUUCUCCUCAAAUGCAAAAUUAGAACCCUGUUUUUACAAGAAGACUUGUCCCCAGGUGCAUUUUAUUGUAUUUAAAGUCGUAGAGAAAGUUUCAAGAACGGAUCCACGUAUGCCUGCCAGUCUCGUUAGGCUUUUCUUCCAUGACUGUUUUGUUCAAGGGUGUGAUGCAUCAAUUUUGUUGAACAACACUGCCACCAUAGUGAGUGAGCAACAAGCUCUGCCAAACAACAACUCAAUAAGAGGUUUGGAUGUUGUAAACCAGAUCAAGACAGAGUUGGAAAAAGCUUGCCCUGGCGUAGUUUCUUGCGCUGAUAUUCUUACCCUUGCAGCUGAAGUAUCUUCUGUUCUGGCUCAUGGUCCUUAUUUGAAAUUUCCCUUGGGAAGGAGGGAUAGUUUAACAGCAAAUAGAACCCUUGCGAAUCAAAACCUUCCUGCUCCUUUCUUCAACCUCACUCAACUUAAAGCUGCCUUUGCUGUUCAAGGCCUUGACACUACCGAUCUUGUUGCACUCUCAGGAGCUCAUUCAUUUGGCAGAGUUCGCUGCUUAUUCAUUCUUGACCGAUUGUACAAUUUCAGUGGUACUGGCAGACCCGAUCCAACUCUUGACACAACUUACUUAAAACAAUUGCGCCAAAUAUGCCCCCAAGGUGGGCCCCCUAACAACCUUGUCAAUUUUGACCCAACCACUCCUGAUACAUUGGACAAGAACUACUACUCCAAUCUUCAGGUUAAGAAGGGUUUGCUUCAGAGUGAUCAAGAGUUGUUCUCAACACCUGGUGCUGAUACCAUCAGCAUUGUCAACAAAUUCAGUAGUGACCAAAUAGCUUUCUUUAAGAGCUUUUCGGCUUCCAUGAUUAAAAUGGGAAAUAUUGGUGUGCUAACUGGGAAGAAAGGAGAAAUCAGAAAACAAUGUAACUUUGUUAACAAGAAAUCUGCGGAACUUGAUAUAGGUAGUGUGGCAUCCGAAUCAGAAGAGGGUCUGGUUAGCUCAAUAUGAAUGAAUUAGGAAGAGUUUUAUAUACACUAGGAAAUCAUGUGAUUGAAGGUUACCAAUAAAGAAGCUAUAUAUAGGCACAUUAUCCGUAUAAGUGCCCCCAGCUAGCUAUGUUUUAUUGUGGACGUGUGAGAUCUUUAUUGUUUUUUGAAUCAUGUUGUAUUCGUAGUCAACUUCUCUCUUUACAUCUCUGUUUGUUCUUUUCUUCCAUUUUCAAAUUCAGAUCUUUUAAUAUAUAGAUAUAUACGUUGGUGA